Molecule: messenger RNA, 2403 nt
Organism: Procambarus clarkii (red swamp crayfish)
Lineage: Eukaryota; Metazoa; Arthropoda; Malacostraca; Decapoda; Cambaridae
Product: mediator of RNA polymerase II transcription subunit 15
Biological process (GO): protein ubiquitination
Molecular function (GO): ubiquitin protein ligase activity
Source: RefSeq, a predicted model, not a curated record
UUCACUGUUCCUCUGAUAGUGACUCCAUACUCCUACAUCACCAUUGGUACCACACUCUGGCCUCCUGUAGGGUCCCACACACCUGAACACACCUGUGAACACGCACAUAUUUGAUGAUGAAUACGAGGAGUACUCGAAACGUCAUAAAGUGAAGUGAAGGGAUGAACACAAAAUACAGAAACUGAUAUGAAUCACAUGAUCAUAAGGAACUAUUGAAAAUAGAACAUGUGAACAAUAAAAAACAUACAAUAAAGGUAAAACAUAACAUACAGACAAGAGAGCAAAGGAACACGAGAAGAACAUUGAAGAACAGAAGACCGAUACAUAGAGAGGAGGCAAUAAAGAGGACAUGGAUGAUGAGGAGAGCCUUGACUGCCCCGUCUGCAUGGAGGAGUAUGAUGAGGGCCUUCACACGCCCAAGAUGACGCAGUGUCUCCACACCUUCUGCGUCUCCUGCGUCACUGACCUCGUCUGCGGCCCCUCUGGACGUGAAGAAGGUCACGGAACAAGUCACGGAACAAGUCACGGGACAGAUGAAACACAAGUCCCAAGGGGAAAAGGGCUUAUGUGUCCUCUUUGUCGGGAGAUGAUUAACACUGAUAGAAUGCAAACCAACAGGUACGUGCUGGCUCACCUCAGAGACCUGGUGAGGCUGAAGGCGGUCCACAAGGGCGAGACGCAGCGGCCGCUACCUCAACCCCCACUUACCCCAGGACCACUUACCCCAGAACCACUUACCCCAGGACCACUUACCCAUCAACAGCAGAAGCACGAGCAGAGGCAGCAGAAACUUCUGCGGAAGGAGGAACACAGACAGCAGAAGGAGGAACACAGACAGCAGAAGCAGGAACACAGGCAGCAGAAGGAGGAAUACAGGCAGCAGAAGCAGCGGCAGAAGGAGCUGAUCAGGCAGCAUAGGGUGCAACAGAAGGAGCGACUGAGGCAACUAAGAAAGGAAGAAUUUCAACAAAUACGUAAGAAGCCGCCCCCACCACCACCCACACCACCGCCGUGUCCCCCCACUCAGCCCCCACGCUACCACACCAGACUGGUGAUCCUCCGCAGCCCCAAGAACCCUGCCCCACAAAAACCAUCACAACCUGGUCAACCUACACACGCUCCAGGGCGGUUAUACCCCAAUCUCUUCGACACGUCACCUUCCUGCGGUAGUGAAGUGCUCUGUCACACUUCUGCUGCGCCUCCUUCAGCGGUGGGGGGCAGGGGGGCGGGCGGUCUGCCCCCUGCAGGUGUGGAGGAGAACUCUGUGAGUGUCCAGCCUUCAGCGCCGCCGUUAGUAGGGUGUCUGGUGGACAUGUGGUGCAGGACCUGUGAGGUGCCUGCCAGAGCUACCUGUACGGCCCAUCACCUCACACCUCUACUGAAGGGCGAGGAAUUUGAGUGGAUAGAACAGCAGCAGCAGCAGGAGAGGUCGAAAAUACAGCAGGAGAAGCAGAGGCAGCAGGAACAGCAGCAGCAGCAGGAGGCAGAGCAGAGGCAGGAGGAGCACAGAAGACAACAACAGGAGGAAAAGGACCUAAAACUGGCCCUGAUGCUGGCUGGGGUGACCAUUCAAGACUUCAACAACAGUCAAGUCCUCACUUCCCACACUGACAGGUGUGCGGGUGACCUCGGGGGGGCGGGGUCAGGAGGGGCAGACAGUGCCCUUGACCUCUCCCACUGGACCUAUGCCCAGAUCCGUGACGUCAUUAAUACCUCCUGUGAGCCUCUUCUAUUACAAGCCUGCCACAAGGAAUUUGACCGACGCCGCCAGGAGUACCACAGAACUAUCAGGAGACGCGGAGGCAAGAGUAGAAGGGCGCCCCUUAUACCCUGAUACUAUCUUCACCCUUAUACUCUUUGUAUCUACAAGUUCACCAUAUAUAUAUACCGUUAGUACUGAUCCUUAUACCGUAAUACACACAAUAAAUGCUCUGAAGUUCAAAACUUAUACCUGAUACACAGUGCCCUGAUACCAACCUUAUACCAGCUGAGACAAAAGUAUUCACAAGUCUCUCUCUUCUCCAAUGUAUUGUAGAGAUCCUUGACGGUCAAUAUUUUAUGUCUAUUGCCCUACUUCCUCACUACUCACUACUGCCCUCACACCAUCAACAACAUUAUAUUGUUGAAUGUGAAACCGUCAAAGAUUUUAGACCUCCUGACCUAUUGUACCACCAACUGUGUAACUAUAUCAUUGACUCAGGAGUACUGGACGACAUACUAACAAUUUAUCCUGGAUUUUAAAGAAUGAAAAACAAUUUUAUUUAUAUUAUUGUUAAACUGCAUCUCUUACGAAUCCAUUCCUGCCCGUCUGUGGCAGUGACCAAUAUAAAGUUUUAUUUACAUAUUCGUUCAUUGAAAUAUUGAUUGUCACCCCAUUUUUGCCAAUAAAGUUGAUAAUAAUAA